Gavialis gangeticus (Gharial) is the source of this 616-nucleotide messenger RNA. RefSeq names its product spexin-like. Lineage: Eukaryota; Metazoa; Chordata; Crocodylia; Gavialidae. The record is from RefSeq and is a predicted model, not a curated record. Gene Ontology annotation, molecular function: neuropeptide hormone activity. The transcript has 6 exons. The coding region runs from base 165 to 500 and encodes 111 amino acids.
UCCCUUUGGGCACAGGUUGUUUCCAGAUCUCACGGGGACAACUGUCAUUAGCUCCCCUGGUAUAAAAGAGCCUGACACAUAAUUUUCUUGCUUUGAUCACGAAGGAAGCUACUCAAAGCUCUUUACAAGCGAGUGUGGCAAACCAAAUCCUUGACAGUAUUUGGAUGAUAGAAGGGAGUGACAACAGACGUGCUAAAAUGAAAACUAAAGCUGCAGUGGUUUGCAUCUGUGCCAUCUUCAUGGUUUUUCUUAUAGUUGAAUCUUGGUGUGCUCCAAAGAGUAAAAUAAUAGCAAGAAAUUGGGGCCCACAGUCAAUGCUAUACCUCAAAGGACGAUAUGGCAGGAGAUACGCUUCUGAUGAUGAACACCAAUAUUACAAGCUUGACCUAGAGGACUUGAAUGCAAUUUUAAAAAGUUAUAAGAGUUCAACGCCAGUGAAAUUUCUGAACAUCAGAAGAAAAUUAACAGCUCAAAAUAUGGAUAUUAAUGGCUCGGAAUAGAACACAGAUUUUCUUUACCUGCUUCAAACUUGUCAUCAUGCUGCAAAAACAAAUAUGUUAUCUUAAUCCAGUUACUGUAAAGGUCACAGUGAAAAGUCCCAUUAAAGGCUGAUAAA